Cuscuta epithymum is the source of this 1245-nucleotide messenger RNA. The record is from the annotation of a GenBank genome assembly. NCBI's taxonomy places the organism in Eukaryota, Viridiplantae, Streptophyta, Magnoliopsida, Solanales, Convolvulaceae.
AUGUGCAAUGGGACCAUUUCCCAUAUAAUUGAAGAACAAAGCCAAAAAGAUUAUCAUCUCACCCAACCACUCCCAAAAUUUCGGCCACACACUCUCAAGGAGGAGGAGGAGCUCUGAAAAUAUCAUCCUCCAUAGCUACAACCGAGCUCAAGGUUGAAGAAGGCUCAAGGAAGAAGAAAAGCUUGGAAAAGAAGAGAAAAACUUAGUAAAAUUAAGGAAUUUUACCAAGGUAUUCUAGACUUCUCAAGGAACCUAGGAGUGGCCGGAAAAGUCGCCGGAGCCACCGGAGUUUUCGCCGGAAAAUUCAAAAGUCGCCGGAGUUCGAACAAAGAAGAUAAAAGCUUUCUAGCGUCAUUUCAAGAAAUAUUCAAAUCAGAUCAGAUCAUAAGGAUUCAGAUCAGAUCAGAAGGAUUCAAAUCAGAUCAAGAACAUUCAGAUCAGAUCAGGAACAUUCAGAUCAGAACAGAAAGAUUCAGACCAGAUCAGACCAGAUCAGAAAGAUUCAGAUCAGAUCAGAUCAGAUCAGAAAAAUUCAGACCAGAUCAGAACUUAAAAAAUUCAGAUCAGAAACAUUCGGAUCAGCAGAGGUCGAUGAAUUAGACGCACGCCGCAGCCCGCAGCGCAGGAUUCCACAGACCGCUCGCUGCUCGCAUCUCAGGAGGCCGCACGCCCUGACGCCUCCUUCAACUCUGCCGCUCCUGCUCGCUUCUUCUCUCCAUUCAGGGAUAAAUGGAACAUGGUGCACUCAACGAUCUAUCCAAUGCAACAUUCUCUCUGACAGAUGAGGAUCAUACACUUUCCAAUGCACUUAGAUUCGCUCUUAAUCAGGAUCCCAGGAUCGUACUUUGUGGCUACAGCAUUCCACAUCCAUCCGAGGCCCGAGUUAAUAUAAGAGUUCAGACUACUGGUGAUCCAGCUCUGGAGGUGCUGAAAGAUUCAUGCCAGGAUCUAAUGGUUAUGUGCCAACACGUUAGAAGCACGUUUGAUCAAGCUGUUGCAAAUUUCAAGAAUGAAAAAUCCCUGGAAGACUUGGAUUUGCAAAAGCGAUGAUUGGUUUAUUACUCGACUCACUUUUCAUUAUUCAUAUGUCUCAACGAUUGUAACAUAUUGCAAGUAUUUUGGUUUUCAUAUACAUUCUCUCCCAUUUUUUUCGUCACAUACAUUAUUCAGGUGGUCAAUCAUUUCUCUUUUGUUUAUCGCUUUUUAACACAUUUUUUGGAAGGACUUAUAUUGAAAUCAAAGCAU